Molecule: messenger RNA, 705 nt
Organism: Exophiala viscosa
Lineage: Eukaryota; Fungi; Ascomycota; Eurotiomycetes; Chaetothyriales; Herpotrichiellaceae
Product: ankyrin repeat-containing domain protein
Exons: 4
Coding region: 90-569 (159 amino acids)
Molecular function (GO): protein binding
Source: RefSeq, a predicted model, not a curated record
CAUUGGCUCUUUGUCUCUCUUCUUCUACAGUUUGUGAUUACCGGCAUCUACAAGUAUCCUGUCCCCAUCCAUCGCCGUAACCUCGACAUAUGGACUCUGCACCUCCAAUGGGAGCCAACGGCGCUCCCCAGUCCGUCGAUCAGUUGCCCCCAGAGGCCAUUGCAUUAGCAUCAAGAUUCUUCGAUGCGGCCAGACAAGGCCAGAUGGACAUGUUUGAACAAGCUCUGCCUCGUGGCUUACCGGCGAACUUGACCAACGACAAAGGCGACACCUUGUUAAUGCUGGCCUCCUACCACGGCCAUGCGCCACUCGUCUCCUUGCUGCUGAAGCACGGGGCCGACCCCAACAGCCUGAACGACAGGGGCCAGUCACCCUUGGCCGGUGUGGUCUUCAAGAAUGAAGCCGAAGUGAUCAAGGUUCUUCUGGAAAAUGGUGCCGAUCCAGAAGUGGGUGAGCCUAGUGCUCUUGAGGCGACAAAGGUAUUUAGGCAAGAAGAAUACGAGAGCAUGUUUCGUGAACAGAUCGAAAAGCUCAAGGCAGGGCAAACGAGAGCCACAAACGGGCAUUGAGAGUUAUAUCCCAGUUCUAUCUCGUUGCCGGUCUGGAGUAACAUGCCAUUAUACCCCACUAUAUUGUACACAAAAGUUCGUCAAUCAUGAGGUCGUCAAGAUACAACAAAGAAGUUUCGCUCAGAAAUCCGCCAAC